CGGCACAGUGAUGACCCGGGAGGAUGGAGAAGUUGUCGGCGAGCCUGUCGGAGAUCUCCUGGAGCCCGCUCGCGCUGCCGUUGGACGCAGUGGUCAGCAAGUUCCGUCUGCCCACGCUGGUCCGCCUGGCCCACGGUGAAUGCGUUGAGGGUCUGUCAGAGGACGAUGUGGUUCUGCUCCACUCCUGUCGUCAGUGGACCACAGUGACAGCUCAUAGCUUAGAAGAAGGCCAUUACGUCAUCGGGCCCAAGAUUGACAUCCCUCUACAAUACCAAGGAAAGUUCAAAUUGUUGGAUGAAGACAGAGACAUCAGGGAUCCCGUCCAGUAUUUCUCCAGUGUGGAGGAGGUUGCUGGAGUGUUCCCCGAUCGAGUCUUUGUCAUGGAAACAAUCACUUUCAGCGUCAAGGUGGUUUCAGGGGAGUUCAGUGAGGACAGUGAGCCAUACAGCUUCACUCUGCAGGCUGGAGAUGAGCUGUCACUCAUGGGGAAGGCCGAGCUUCUGUGUGCCACGCCUACCAAGGAAAAGACGGGACUGAGUGCACUGCUCAGGCGCCUGGGAAAGACUCCCCGAAGUAAAACUCCCUGCCUAGUGUGUAUGAACCACCGCACCAAUCAGAGCAUCAGUUUGCCCUUUGCCUGCCGUGGACGCUUUUGCACUCGCUCCCCUUUGGAGCAAGGCAUGCUGGGAGGAGAGCAUACAGUACGCACCAUCAUCGAGAGGGUCCGACUCCCUGUCAACGUGUCCGUCCCGUCACGCCCACCACGAAACCUCUAUGACCGCCACGCGGUCCGGGAAGGUCACCGCUUCAAGCUGCUCAAUAUCGUCAGCAAGACAGUAGUACUUUGUAUGGUACUUCGCCGACAGGAAGUGUCGCCCUCCCACUUCCUGCUGCUCCGCUGCAUGCCCCGUUUCAACGUGGCUGAUGCCUCCGUACACACAGCAUCCCUGGAGAGCCUGCUUUUGCGCUACGCGUUCGACCCUGACGCCUACUCUCGAGCUGUGAGGGAAACUCGUCCAGAGUUGGAGUGUAUGACGGAGGAGUGUGUGAGCCCGCGACGGUCACGCAUGUGUGUGUCAGCGCAGGAUUCGUUGGCACCGGCCCUGCAACAGCUGUCAAUGUGCAGCUACGGGGGCGGGGUCCCGGACAGCCUAUCACAGCGUUGCAGGGAUUCUGUAGGGGUCCAGCUGGGAGAGGGACCAGGUGAGGAAAGGGAGUACAUGACUCCUGAAUGGACCGAGAGUGAACUGAGGACCGCUGAGGAGAUACCUUAUGAGGAACUUUGGACCAAUCAGAGUGCGGACAGCUUGGGAAAGGAACCAAACCUCAUUUCCUUCCAUUCAUCCUCAUCACUGGACGGGUCCCUGGGUACCGUGGUGACAACAAUGGCUGCUCCGCCGCCGGUACCUCCAAAAUCAGAUGCUGUGAGAGAGGAGUGUCGCUAUUUGAUUGCCCCUCCAGUUCCUCCUCGUGGCUCGAAACUGGGCUCCAUCUCCAGUCCAGUCCCCAGCCCUCCUGUCCCCCCUCGCUUCGCCAAGGCCUCCACCUCCCCCAGACCUAAUAUUUCCUUUUACUCCUCAGGCCUGCAGGACAGCUGCUCACACUCUCCAGAUGCUUCCCUCUACUGUUACCCGUGCUCCUGGGCCGACUGUCCCGCCCCCAAACCAACCAAUCCCGAGCCAGUCUCAACCAUCCCGGUCGACAUUGCAGCCAACCCUCAGACGGCCCAAGCCACCUGGGCCGAGCCGUGGGCGGACUCCUUCACCGCUGGGCCUCGACUGAGACCGCCGCCCCCACAAAGUCGCUUUGCACCCUUUGGUGCUUUGAACCCUUUCAACCGCCAAUCCCCUUGCCCGUCACCGGAGCUCGUGGACAGUCUAGAAUACUCUAGAGGGGCAGAGGGAGGCGGGAUGACCACAGAGGUGAUUGAAGGCUCAGCCGCACCCGCUGACCCGACCUGGCGUCCUCCCGCUGACUUGUCUGCUUUGUCGCUGGAGGAGGUAUCAGCUUGUCUCCGCUUCAUUGGCCUUUCGGAGGCUGCGGUGUCAGUAUUCCAGAGGGAGCGAAUCGAUGGCAGCCUCUUGGUUCAGCUGACCGAAGACAUCCUGUCACAUGACUUUCACCUGAGCCGACUCCAUGUGACCAAGAUAACGCAGUUCAUACAAGGAUGGAGGCCAAAAAUCUAACACACAAACGAGAAAAUUCCCUAGCAACCAAUCCAUGCCACUGUGACUGUUACUCCAGUGGAAGGUUCCAACAUGUGGUACAUCAGUUUGAGAGCCUUAAUAAGUUUUCACAAUAAAAACAUACAAAUUGCAUAUCAAGAAGAACCAAACUCUAGCACUAAGUGUAACUGAAGCAGGGUGAGAAUGUGCCUUCUUAGCCAUCCUAAAUGUGCCUUCCACUGUAACCAAGUGAGACUCGAAUGAACCUGCUCUCACCAACUGUUUCUGACACAUCACUGCCUGUCAUAUCCAAAAUUAUUUCCUACUGCAUCCCAGACUGGGGCAGGAUUACUAACAAUUGCUAUGACAUACUAAAUAUAUUGUGUCUUUGGCACAGCUUCAGUUAAAUACUCUCACCGACACAAAAUGGUCCAUGCUGAGGUGCCUUUAGCACAAAAAAAUGCUGGCAUUGCAUAAAAAAUAUUUAACAUCCUACAUGAUAUAUUGGAUCCUUCCAUUUACAACACUGGUAACAAAUGAACUAUCCUGACCACAGCGGAGAAUUAUGAUUCCCUGUAAGUGGCCAAAAGUAAUAUUGCAGCCUCUUUUUCAGGUAAUUAGGAACCUCCCAAACAACUCUUAAAGAGGUUUUGAGGCAUGUAACUGUCUGCUGAAAGAUAAUUAGAGGCCAUCUGCAAUCCAUGAAUCAAUACAUUUGUAACAUUCUUGUUUGUAACAGGAGGCAAUGGCUUUUAUUAGCAUUUUUUUUUUAUCUUCCCUCUUUGGAUAACACAAACUGUUGUUCUGUUUAGUCCUGUGAGUGAAUUUUGGCACUCAAAAGUAUAGUUUCUAAAAUGUACCUCAUUUAGCCAUGCAUAAAUACUGUAAUAAAUUAAAUCGUGCUUGGUUAUACGAUACAUUCAAGUUGUGGUUGCAUUUC
Messenger RNA from Syngnathoides biaculeatus (alligator pipefish), 3105 nucleotides. RefSeq names its product GRB2 associated, regulator of MAPK1-like (gene garem2). The transcript has 7 exons. The record is from RefSeq and is a predicted model, not a curated record. Bases 24 to 2186 code for a protein of 720 amino acids. NCBI's taxonomy places the organism in Eukaryota, Metazoa, Chordata, Actinopteri, Syngnathiformes, Syngnathidae.